CUUUCCCUUUUCUCAAAUCACUUUCUUCUUUAUGAAUCUAAGAACAAAUCCUUGCUUAUUUUCGGAGUGGAGAACUAUAUAUAUAUAAACCCUGAAUUUUAGAUCUUAGCUAAUAGCUAGUAAAAAGGCUACAGUUAGUUAUAAAACCAGAAACCUAAACAAUCAUAGCGAUUUACGGCCCGAAAUGGAUGAACAUGGAGCUUCGUCAUCCAGGAAACGAAGAUCUCUGUACCACAAUCUAGGAGGAGGACACUUUGCUGAUGUAAUGUUCUGGAAGAACAAGAAAGAGUCGGGAACAAUCUUGGCGAUAUUCACAUUGAUAUGGUUCUUGUUUGAAGUGGUCGAAUAUCCUUUCAUCACUUUCAUCUGCCAGAUCCUAUUGGUCUCCAUUUUUAUAUUCCUCAUUUGGUCUUACAUUGGCUCUUCACAACUAAUUCAGCGGAAACCACCAAGUAUUAACGAUCUAAAGAUUUCGGAAUCAACUUGGAGAUUCUUGUUCAACAAGAUCAAUUGGUUCAUCAUCAAAUUGUAUGAAAUUUCUAGUGGAAAAGACUUCAGACUCCUGGUUUUGGCCGUUGUUUCACUAUGGAUAUUAUCAGUGGUCGGAAACUAUUUCAGCUCUCUAACUCUUCUAUACAUCGUAUUCGUGGCUCUGGAGACGAUACCGAUGCUGUAUGAGCUAUACGAAGAAGAGCUGAAUUAUGCAGCAAGUAAAAGCGGGAGGGACAUGAAGAAGCUAUUUAAAGACUUCAACUCUAAAGUCAUUAACAAGAUCCCUAAAGCUAAUGCUAAAACUAGGAGGCAUAUGUAAAUUUAUAUCAAUCUUCUGAAUUUGUACAUAUUUCAUAUUAAAACUGAUAAUAAGUCUUCGUUCAAGUAA
Raphanus sativus (radish) is the source of this 880-nucleotide messenger RNA. Its product is annotated as reticulon-like protein B14. Bases 185 to 811 code for a protein of 208 amino acids. The transcript is spliced from 5 exons. The record is from RefSeq and is a predicted model, not a curated record. NCBI's taxonomy places the organism in Eukaryota, Viridiplantae, Streptophyta, Magnoliopsida, Brassicales, Brassicaceae.